This is a messenger RNA of Sphaeroforma arctica JP610, 336 nucleotides long. RefSeq lists its product as hypothetical. The record is from RefSeq and is a predicted model, not a curated record. The coding region runs from base 1 to 336 and encodes 111 amino acids. Lineage: Eukaryota; Ichthyosporea; Ichthyophonida. The transcript has 2 exons.
AUGGAUACAGUUCUAUAUCCACGACAUAUGGAUGUGAGUACAGUUCAUGUCACGGCCACCGUUGCGCAGUCUCCGACGUCUCACCAAGACGCAAACGCAUCCAUCCCCUCUUGUAUGCAUCGCUCACCCACAUGUUUACUACAACCAUGGAUGUGGGAUGAAGUGGGGAACGUCAGUGCUCUCCGAGCGUGGACUGUAAGUGUUAGUACCGAACUUCACCAAAUGCUGAUGGUGACUGUCCUAGCCAACCUGAUGUACGUGCCCUUUGUGGCGUGUUCUAUUCCAUUCUUUGUCCUGGUGCCAACUGAGGAGGUAAGAAAUUCACGAGUGGAUUAG